Messenger RNA from Trichobilharzia szidati, 675 nucleotides. NCBI's taxonomy places the organism in Eukaryota, Metazoa, Platyhelminthes, Trematoda, Strigeidida, Schistosomatidae. The record is from the annotation of a GenBank genome assembly.
AUAUAAAUACUCUUCCCUCUCUCACUCAAUUGUAUUCUAUUGGUCAAUUAAAACAAAAAUAUUGAAACUAUUGAACGCAGUUUAAAAACGAUUACUCAUUCACUCUGAUCAAAACAAAACAUACUUCUCUUUCUAUCUCAAAAAGAUAAACAACAAGAAAUGGUCACUUCUAAUGACAACACACAAAAUCAUCAGGUACAAAAUGAUUAUUUGAACAAAAUUCAUUCUCAUCGUGAUGCAAAAGAAUUAGAAUUAUUAGAACGUAAAUUUAUUUUAGAUUGUAUUGCUGUCCGACAAAUUUGUGAUGAUUAUUCUAAAGCUAAUCCAAAACAUGGUUCAGUGAUUCCAGUUUAUAAUGGACAGCUAGAUAAAUAUGCUAAAUCAUAUUUUGAAUCAUUAAAUAUUCAAAAAUUAUUACAUAAAACUGGUCAGGCACCUCCGGGGACAUCAAUUGAAGGUGAAGUGGCUGAUAGAUUUGUUGUACACAGUGGACCGACAGAUUAUCUUCAACGACGUAAUAAAAAUGGUUGUGGACAUUCACGUGAAUCAUGGGGUGGACAUUAAAUGAGGGGAGAAAAUGGAAGCAUCACUUCAUUCAAUGUUGAAGAAAUUAUUUAUUAUUACUAUUAUUAUUAUCUCUAUCAUUAAUUUUUUUGUUUAUACUUUCUAAUAAGA